Monoraphidium neglectum is the source of this 1206-nucleotide messenger RNA. RefSeq lists its product as hypothetical. The coding region runs from base 1 to 1206 and encodes 401 amino acids. The record is from RefSeq and is a predicted model, not a curated record. Lineage: Eukaryota; Viridiplantae; Chlorophyta; Chlorophyceae; Sphaeropleales; Selenastraceae. The transcript is spliced from 5 exons.
AUGGCCCGCAUAGCACGCUCGUGUGUGCCUUUGGUCGUGGCACAACUACUGUUGAGCUUUACGGCCAACUCCGAGGGAGUCAGCCCUGCGGCGGCCGCCAAAAAGCAAACCCUGGCGCUGUGCGCGCCGGUCCAGGCCCUGGUCAAGAGCAGCUGCUCCACAAAGAUCGGCCCCACCACGGUGGACCAGCUGUGCAGCGCGCUGCUGGCCCCCGCCGUCGUGACCCCCGACAGCCUGGUCCCCUCCAGGGUGAAUUAUGGCUGUGGCCUGGCGACAGCCGCCCAGCUGACCAACGUGUCGAGCGGCCUGGCGGCACUGGAGUCGACCGUCGCCGCCGUCAUGAAUCAGAGCGGCGCAUUCCAGACCGCGCUGUCGCAAGGCAGCCAGCAGGCGGCCGCGCUGCAGGCCAAGGCCGCGGCGCUGGAGGCGACAGUGGCGGCGCUGAACAGCACGGUGCAGCAGCUGACGGCGACACUCAACGAGACGGUCGCGGCUGCGAUCGCGCAGCAGGCCGCGGCGCUGCUCGCUGCAGACCAGGCGGUGGGCAAGCAGCUGGCCUCGCUGGUGGCGGCCAAACAAACCUUCAGUCAGGACAUCGCUGCGCUCAAGGUCGAGGCGCAGCAGUGUCAAUGCAGCCAGGAGCUCUCGGCUCUCAACGCCACCAGCCUUACCCUGGCUGUGGCGGGCGCCGCUAACGCAGCGGCAAUCGCGUCGGUCAACGCCUCCGCGGCAGCGCUCGCGUCCGCAGAGGCGCAGCGCGCCGCCGCCGUCUCGGCGCCCGGCGCCAGCGUCGCCACCCUAAAUUCGACGGUGGCGGCGAUCGACCUGAGCCUCCACGUGAGAAAGACGGACGCGAUCGACGCCGCCACGCUGGGCGGCGUGGCCGCGGCGCUGUACCUGCGAAAGCGCGUGGUGCUCUUUGCCUACCAAACCCUGGUGUCAGGGGGUCUCGGCGGCCGCGCCGGCGCCGACGCCACGUGUCAGGCAGCCACCACUCGGCCGGCGGGGCUGGUCCAGGCGCGCGCGUUUCUGUCCGUGGACGCAUCCGACGCGAUCAAAGACUUUCCCACAAAAUACGGCGUCCCCGUCAACCUGCCGGUCGAGUCGGGCGGCGGCAUCGUCGUCGCCGGCAACUGGACAGAACUGCUUGGCGGCAGCAUCCGGGUCUCGCUGAGCAGCGCGGGGGUGACUAAUACCUAUUGGUAA